AUACCAAAUAAGUAACAACAACCAUCAUGGCCGCCAGGGCCGUUGGAGCUACAGUGCGAGCGGUUAGUAAAAAGCGAAUGAUUCCAACAAGAGCUCCUCUUGUUUUGACACAAGCUGCUGUUAAUAAAAUCAAAGAGUUGACACAAGAACAACCAGAUGUGCUUGGACUGAAGAUUGGUGUAAAAACAAGAGGAUGCAAUGGUCUAUCUUAUACUUUGGACUAUGUGAAGGAGAAGGCCAAAUUUGAUGAAGAAGUUAUUCAAGAUGGUGUACGGGUACUGAUUGACUCUAAGGCACAGCUGACUUUACUAGGUACAGAAAUGGACUAUGAGGUCACUAAACUAGAAUCGGGGUUUGUGUUUAACAAUCCCAACAUCAAAGGAACAUGUGGCUGUGGAGAAAGUUUCAGUGUAUGACCGUGAGUUUAGGGCUGCUGCAGGCUUACAAGUGAUUUAGUGUGGACGAUAAAGGCUUUACCCAACCUGGUCUGAUAACCAAUUGAUAUUGGACAUUUAAUAUUUGAUCCGUCAAAUUAUUCUCAUUAUAAAUACGAAUAUGUGAUUAGAGUUUCUCAGCUGAUAAUUAUUUGAUGUAAUGUGUAAAUGUUCCCGGUACUUUGUGUACAUGUAUUUACUAAUAAAACCAUUUUAGUGUUUCUUCAUUGCCGAAAAAAAACAUAAGUACGAAACUUUCAAAGCUCAAUAAAUCAACAUCUGUUGUUUUUUUUUGUUUUUUUUUGUCCUAAUUUGUCAAAAGAAUAAUGACUCAAUUUUGUCAUUUUUACUUUAUUUUUAUACACGUUUCAGAAUUAAAAGUUUUGUAGUUUUAUACAGAACUUAUUCAUGGUUCAAUGUAAUUGCUAUCAUGUUUUAUAAUCUACAAUAUCAAAUUUUACUAUUUAUCCCCUCGUGGCAAAGCUGGUUCGGAUUUUGAUCAAACUUCAAAUAACUGUCAAGUAUCUAUGAGAAUACCUCAACUAAUUUGUGUUUCACUCGAGCUCUGACAAGGCCAAGAUCAAGGUCACUGUUAGUUUUUGUGGUAAGGAAAAUCUUUUGUUUCUCCUCAUGAAGACGCUUAAUUUUCAAACAAAUUUAAACAAACUGUAUACUGACCUAAUGAGAACCUAGCAGGAUAUUUAGGGGUUAUAGGAGGGAAUUUUUAUUGCCUUCAAUGCCUUGUUAAUUUGUGCUGUUAUUCAUUUGACCAUGAAUGCAGUGAAGCUAUGUCUUGGCAAAUAAAGGUAACAAUUAUACAUUUACAUUAUAAAUUUUGAUUAUCAAAGUUUUGUUGCCAGUCACCAUAAUCCAGAAUACAAGGAGUAUUUCUGGCUUGCCAAACUUUUACAUCAUUAUUUCAACACAAAAAAAUGCUUGACUUGUAAACAAAAAGCUGGUGGGGAAAGUCAACAACAAAACUACAAUAACAGUGUAAAGACUACAUUUGAAAGCUAUAUAGGUGUGUUAUUACGGCCUGCUAUAUGUUACUGGUGUACAUAAAAGCAAUAGUUUCAACACUUCCAUGUUCUGUAAUCCAUUACACUGAAGAUACAAAAAUACUUUAAAUAUUCUGCUGUGUACUGUUGUAAAAAGAGAAUUCAAUAGCUUUGUAGUAAUAAUAUGCAAUUGCAUAAUGCUCUUUGUCAAUGUCAUCAGGUUUUCAUGUGAAUCCAUUUGCUAUACUAGGGUGUAUUUUCUGUGUGUAUGUGUGAGAAUGUUUGGUAUACAUGGACAUAGUGCGAGUAAAAUGAACAUUUCUUAAGGCAUCUUUGAUUUAUUGUGAUAUUAUUUCAGCGUUUAACUUAUACAAUAAAAUGCAAUUUGUGAAGAA
Pecten maximus is the source of this 1827-nucleotide messenger RNA. Its product is annotated as iron-sulfur cluster assembly 1 homolog, mitochondrial-like. Gene Ontology annotation, cellular component: mitochondrion; cytoplasm. The coding region runs from base 27 to 416 and encodes 129 amino acids. Gene Ontology annotation, molecular function: 2 iron, 2 sulfur cluster binding. Lineage: Eukaryota; Metazoa; Mollusca; Bivalvia; Pectinida; Pectinidae. The record is from RefSeq and is a predicted model, not a curated record. Gene Ontology annotation, biological process: iron-sulfur cluster assembly. The transcript has 4 exons.